AUGUUACGUCUGUUGAUAUUGUAAGUCUAUUAACAUUAUACCUAGUGAAGAACGACUCGGGCCGAUAAAUCAUUUGUUUGUACAAUUAAUUUCGCAAAUACUUUCAGAGCAUCCGUGUACGCUAUCGUAAACGCCAGUCUAAUACCUGACUCUCUAUUAAAAUAUCCUCGCAAUUUGCGGCGUUUGUUCGGGACUAACAAUAAGUCUGCCGUUGAAGCGAAGAAAACCGAGCGCGAAGUAUGUGAGACGGAAGAAUGCAAGCUGAUUGCGCAAGUAAUUAAGGAUAGCAUCGACGAGUCGGUAGACCCAUGUGAUGAUUUUUACGACUACGCCUGUGGUAACUGGACGAGAAGCAAUCCUCCUCCUGGAAAUAGGUCCGAAUGGAGCUUGUGGACUAUGGUAUCAGAGAAAAUUGACCGUCAAAUCGAAGACGCCAUAGAAAAAAGAGGGGUGGAACCACUGCUAUCCACCUUGUGGAGACACGGAGGAUGGCCACUUAUCAUGGAGAACGAAGAGUGGAACGACGACAUAUACAACUGGCAAAUAGUCGAUGACCAAUUUGCUCGUCUACUGGGAUACAACGCAUUCUACGAUUUACGUUACGAUAGCUUGACGUUCGAAGUCGACGACUCUACGAUAAUUGUACGAUCUACAAUUGAGAAAGGACAUCUGCCCGUUAUUACGAAUAACGUUUCUCCAAUGUUUCAGAUUUCAACGCCUCAUCUGCCAAUAGGUAUCUAUAAGCUUCUUCCGAACGAAGAAAUACCCAUUUUAGACAGCAGCGACGAGAACAACGAAAGUGGGGAGGGCAGUCAGGAAAAAGGAAGCAGGGAAAGAGGUCAACAAAAGCAGACUGAAGAGGAUGACGAGGGAGAGAAUGAAUCAGACGACGACUGGAACACUGCUGAAGAAGAUAAUGAAGAAGAGACGGAAGAGAAGAGAAAAAUUACUUUUAGAAAAUUAGGUCACGUUAAAAAGAAGAAGAUCAUGCAGAAACGUGUGGAUAAAGAGAGAUUGUCGAGAAGAGCUAGAAGGAAUGUCAUAAGCAAGAAAGCUGCCCACAGGCCACUGCUGAAACUAGAAAGAGCCAACAAACAUAAAAUGAAUAACGAUAAAGUUCGUCGCAACGCGAGAGGAAAGUUGCCAGAGUAUGGGCAUUCGUCACAUAGCAAAUUGAUUACGAAAAGACAUAACGCGAAAGAUGAAACGUCAAGGGAGCAUUUAAGAGUGAAAUUAAGCCACAAUAAGCGUGACGAGGAGGAAAAGGAGAUGAAGAGGAUGGAAAAAGAUCACGGAGAAAAAGAAGAAUUACGCAAGAAGAAAAUAACCUCCAGGAGGAAGAUUGCCAAGCAAUCAGAACAUAGCGGGAGGAAGCAUAAUAAGGACAAAUUAUCGAGGAAACAUAGCCACGGAAAGGAGAUGACGAAGAAAUUGCACAGAACUGGAAUGAAAGCAAAAGUUCAUGCCAGUGAAAAUCAUAAGCACCAGAAAAUUACCGAUCGCAGAAUUCAUCACGCUGCAAACAAGAUGAGCGUUUCGAAACGUAGGCAAACGUUCAACAGCACUGAAGAUACGGACGACAGUACGAAUACUAGCAAUGACGACGAUGAUAAUAAGGAUGAAGAUAGUGCUGAUAAUAACGAGGACGACGAAGAAAAUCGCGGAGACAACGACGAUGAAGAGAACAAUAAUGACGAUGAGGACGAUGAGAGUAAUGACGAAGAUGACGAGGACGACGAAGAGGAAAAGCUUGAGAAAUUAAGAGAAAGCUAUCGGGAAUAUAUAUUAAAUGUAUCAUUAAUACUCUCUAGAGAAAGAGGAGUUCAGGUACCGAAGGAGCGAAUUGUCCAAGAUAUCAAGGACCUGGUCGAGUUUAUCAUCAAGCUGGGGGAAAUCAAUUGGGCGAGAAAGGUGCAAAAGAUAUUUUCCGAGGCAGGAGUGGAACUCGACAACGACGUAGAAAUUACGAUAAUGUUUCCCAAAUAUAUAGACAAACUUCAUACGUUGCUCACAGAAACUCCGGGAAGAACGCUUGUAAAUUACGUUCACUGGUCAUUCAUUAACAAGAUAGUGAUAGCUGGACCAUCAGAGCUGAGAGAUUUAGGUGAACGAUGGAAUGGAAAAUUGCCAUUCGAUUCGAGGGUAGAGACAUGAUCGAUGACAUACAAAAGGAAGUCGAACAUCAGAUUAAAUCGUCAACGUGGAUGGACGAAGAUACUAGACACUUUGUCUUGGACAAAUUGGUGCACAUGAAGAACUGGAUUGGCUAUCCAGAUUGGUACCAAAACGCCACGCUCGCAAAGCGCUUCUUCCAAGGGCUCACGAUUGGUACCUCAUUCUACGAAAAUAUUCUGAGCUACAUCAGAUACAUUAGGUGGAAGGAUUUACGGAGAAUACUGCAUGACGAGAGUGACAACGUGAUGGAGUCAUCUUUACGACAAAGAUGGGAAUCAAAUGGAAUGGCUGACUGCAAUGGCACAGGCAUACGAUGAAAGGGCAAAAUGUUUCGUGGACCAAUACAACGGUUAUAGUAUCAUCAAGGGAGAAAAUUACACGAUCGAGAAUUAUGGCAAUCAAACCUCCGGUGAAAAUAUCGCGGAUACAAUGGGCUUGCAGACUGUGUUCAGAGCUCAUAAACGAAGGGAACGACAAUGUAAGAAGCAGGAUCCUGUCCUACCAGGGCUCGAACGAUUCAGCAAUGACCAACUUUUCUUCCUGUCAUCUGCAAACGUGAGUCUCUGCCUGCCACACUUUCCCAAUUAUAAUCAAUUUAAAUUUAAAUCCUUGUGGUGCGAAACAGUGGAAGAUAAAGAUAUCGUAAUGUCCAGCGCCAAAUACGACGUGCAUAGUACAGCACGUUUGAGGGUAAUUGGUCCGAUGUCAAACUCAGCAGAUUUCGCUAGAGCUUUCAAGUGCCCGGUAGGUAGUCCCAUGAAUCCUGAAAACAAA
Molecule: messenger RNA, 2949 nt
Organism: Heterotrigona itama
Lineage: Eukaryota; Metazoa; Arthropoda; Insecta; Hymenoptera; Apidae
Source: the annotation of a GenBank genome assembly